Saccostrea cuccullata (small rock oyster) is the source of this 1979-nucleotide messenger RNA. RefSeq lists its product as uncharacterized. NCBI's taxonomy places the organism in Eukaryota, Metazoa, Mollusca, Bivalvia, Ostreida, Ostreidae. The transcript is spliced from 2 exons. The record is from RefSeq and is a predicted model, not a curated record. Gene Ontology annotation, molecular function: zinc ion binding. The coding region runs from base 76 to 1836 and encodes 586 amino acids.
CGGAUAUCCUUUUUGAAUCUAUGGUUAUCUCAAUUCAGGAAGUAAAUUACUGCCUUUUCGCCCAUCAUUAAAACUAUGGCUUUAUCUAAAAUGGAUAUUCCCCGCACAGCCCAACAUUUUUUAGAAUGCGGCAUUGAAGAAUGUGAAAGAAACUGUGAGUUCUAUUGCAACCCUUGUCAUAAAAGAUUGUGUAAACAAUGCUGCGAGGAACAUCUGAAAAGUCCAGAAAACAAGAACCAUGAGGUGGUCCUUUACCAGCAACGUAAACGACAACUUCCUGUGGAGAAAUGCAAGAUCCACCCCACAAAAGAUGUGGACAUGUUGUGUGAAGAAUGCAAAAUUCCAGUAUGUUCCAAAUGUGUCACACAAAGAGAACAUCGGGGUCAUAUAUUUACUGAUCUUGAGACAAUUUAUGCAGAAAAAUUUGCAGACUUUCAAAAGGAAAUUCCCAAGAUACAAGACUACUUUCUCCCUACAUCACAAAAUUUUAAGAAAGACAUUAAAAAAGAUUCCUCAGAAGUCAAACACAUCAUGGACAACAUUAGAACAUGCAUGAAGACUGAAGGUGAGACUCUGAAAAGUCUGGUGGACACAGUCAUAUCUGAGAACAUGAAGCAGUUAGACCAGAUAGAGCAAACACUGUUAGAAGAUCUAAACACCCAAGACAAGACAAUAGAUAACUACAUCACAUAUCUUAAUAACCUUGUCAAAGAGCUCCAGAGAUGUCUGUCCCCUACAGAAACCCAGAGAUUAAUGUCUGAGAAGAAACCAAAGAUCCGAUCCAUACCAGAGACAACAAAACCAGUCACACCAGGAUUUACUGCUGGUCAAUUCAGCAAAAGUGAUGUCACCAAAUUACUUGGUAAAAUACAUGUCCCCGACACUAUAGCAGAAAAGAGAGAAAUAAGGCCCAUUGAAAGUGUCUACAAUACAGCAAUGAAACCUACACAUAAACAGAUGAAAGAAGACAGAAAGAAAUCAGACAAGAAACAAACAAUGUCUCCAUCUGCGUCUGUCACCAUGGUCAGGGAGUUAAAGGUACCAGGUGUUAAUAAUGUAUACCAUGUAUCACUAGAUCAAUCAGACAGACUCUGGAUCAGUGAUGAUAUGGGUAAUCUUAUCCAAACAGAUCUACAGGGGAAUGUGAUACAGAAGAUAAAAACCAGUGAUGGACGUGGCUACCACACAGUCACACAGGACAGGGAUCUGAUCUUUACAGACCAAGACAAGAAAGUCAUCAAUAGGAUAACACAGGAUAAUAAUAUCACUGAAUUCAUUAAAACUGGAGACUGGAGUCCACUCAGCAUACACUCCUCCCACAUCAACGGGGACUUACUGGUGGGGAUGUUGAAAUUAACAGAGACUAAGGGAAUUUUUAAAAUGAGGAAAAAUAAAGAGGAAAGUAAAGUCACCAGGUACAACAAGACAGGAAAAGAACUACAGAACAUACAGAGGGAUAACAAAGGACAGGAACUGUAUAGUACAUUACCACACUACAUCACAGAAAACAUAAAUGGAGAUAUCUGUACAUCUGACUACUAUAAAGGAGUAGUGGUGGUGAAUAAAUCAGGACAACACAGGUUCUCCUACACAGGUCAGGGGUCAGGGUUCCUUUCCUAUGGAAUCUGUACUGAUGUCCUUGGUCACAUCCUGGUGUGUGAUGGAUUCUUUAUAAGUAAAACUGUUCACCUCCUUGAUCAGGACGGUCAGUUCUUGUCAUUAUUGCUAACACCACAACAAGGGGUACCCUUUCCGCGCAGUGUGUGUGUGGAUGACGAGAACAAUCUCUAUGUAGGACAAUAUAACACACUGACAGUGUUCAAGUAUCUCCACUGAUGAAUGUGAUUCUUAUUCUGUCUUAAACAUAUUGUAUAUUGUAUCAAACUUACACAAAUCUAAAGCCAUCAAGUAAUUGUGUUUUAUGUUAUCUUUUUAUUACAUCUACUUUAUAUCAGUUCCUGACUUUAAUUGUUACAUGA